AUGGCACAGGUCAAUGGAACGUGCGACAGCGCAUUCUCAUCCGUGCGCGAUAUCCUGCAGCAGAACAUUUCCUCCGACAAAGAGCUUGGCGCCUCCAUCUGCAUCAGUGUCAAGGGAAAGACCGUCGUGGAUAUCUGGGGCGGCUAUGCGGACGCAGCACGUUCAAAGCCAUGGGCCGAGAAUACGAUUGUAUCGGUCUGGUCAAUGACCAAGACAGUCAUGGGUCUGGCUAUGCUGCUUCUGAUCGAUCGCGGCCUGGUCGAUCCAGAUGCCCCGGUUGCUAAAUACUGGCCGGAGUUCGGUGUGAAUGGUAAAGAGGGUGUAUUGGUUCGACAUUUGAUGAGCCACACUGCUGGCCUGCCAUCUUUCGAUCCUCCAAUCGACCAGGAUACCCUGCUCAACGUGCCUAAGGCGACUGAGAACCUAGUUCAACAGAAACCCUGGUGGACACCGGGCACGGGACACGGAUAUCACCUUGCCUCUCAGGGACAUCUCAUUGGGGAGUUAGUCCACCGUGUAACGGGGAAAACACUGGGCGAGUUUGUUCACGAUGAGCUUACUGUUCCCCGUAAUGCCGACUUCCACCUCCCCGUGGCGGAAGAAGAAUGGGAUCGUAUCGCAGAAAUGGUUCCUGCACCGACGAACAUGGACAUCUCCGCGCUAGACCCUAACAGUAUCAUGUAUCGCGCUGUGACCGGUGGUCCCGGUAAUCCAAACAUGCCCAAAGAGCCUGCCUUCCGUCGCAGUGGUCUUGGGUCCAUCGGUGGCUUUACCAACGCACGCGGCGCCAACGACAUUUUAUCCAUUGUCACGCAGAAUGGCACUGUGGACGGGAAACGCUUCUUGAGUCCUGAGACGAUUGAUAAAAUCUUCGAGGUACAGGCCAGUGGCCCGGACCAGGUUAUCGGAUUGGGUAUCGAGUGGGGACUUGGUUUCGGCAUUGGCAUGCUAGGUACCUUGGACUGGCUGCCAUCUGGAAAGUUGGCCUUCUGGGGAGGAUGGGGAGGUUCAUUUGCGCUUAUGGAUCUUGAUCGUCAAGUGACUUUUACUUAUGCGAUGAAUAAGAUGGGCAUGAGUAUCCUUGGUAAUGAGCGGACGGGGGAUUAUGUACGGGCUGCUUAUGCGGCGUUGGAAGGGUAUAACGCGUGA
Molecule: messenger RNA, 1149 nt
Organism: Aspergillus oryzae RIB40
Lineage: Eukaryota; Fungi; Ascomycota; Eurotiomycetes; Eurotiales; Aspergillaceae
Product: serine hydrolase domain-containing protein
Exons: 1
Coding region: 1-1149 (382 amino acids)
Source: RefSeq, a predicted model, not a curated record